UGCAGCCCCCGCCCCCGGCGCGGGUCCUAGUCCGGGUUCCGACCCGGCCCCAGCCCCGGUCUCCGGGCCCGCGGAGGCGGAGCUCCGGGGCAGGCCGGGAACGGGGCGGCGUCGCCGGCUGCAGAAAAGGAAACGCGCCGCCGCUCUUCCGGAGCCCCAGCAUGGGACCCCUGCCGCGGACCCUGGAGCUCUUCUACGACGUGCUGUCCCCCUACUCCUGGCUGGGCUUCGAGAUCCUGUGUCGCUAUAAGAACAUCUGGAAUGUCAACCUGCAGCUGCGCCCCACGCUCAUCGCGGGCGUCAUGAAGGACAGCGGGAACAAGCCACCUGCCAUGCUCCCCCGCAGAGGGAAAUACUUGCUCAACGACGUGAGGCUCCAGAGCCAGCAUUUCCAAGUGCCCCUCAAUGUCCCCAAGGAUUUCAUGUCCGUGAUGAUAGUUAAGGGAAGCCUGUCCGCCAUGCGCUUCCUCACGGCCGUGAACAUGACGCACCCCGAGAUGCUGGAGAAAGUGUCCAGGGAGCUCUGGAUGCGCGUCUGGUCCCGGGAUGAAGACAUCACGGAGCCCCAGAGCAUCACGGCCGCUGCAGAGAAGGCCGGCAUGUCUGCAGAACAGGCCCAGAAGCUGCUCGAUAUGAUCACCACCGCGGAGGUGAGGAACAAGCUGCAGGAGACCACCAAGAAAGCCUGUGAUUACGGGGCCUUCGGGCUGCCCGUCACCGUGGCCCACGUGGAUGGCAAGACCCACAUGCUGUUUGGCUCGGACCGCAUGGAGCUGCUGGCGUUCCUGCUGGGAGAGAAGUGGAUGGGUCCCGUGCCUCAAGCCGUGAAUGCCAGACUUUAAGGAAGCCCCGGAGCAAAGGAAGGACUGGGAUGCGGAGCUGACAUCUGUUUGUCCCUUCACCACCAGGGGACGCCGGGAUGCUAGUCCCCCCCCCAACUCGGCCGUGCCAUCCCCGGCGUGCUCAGGGAGGGGCUUGUGCGGGGCAGCAUCAUCCCCUGACUCACGGAUGCUUCGGUUCCGUGCCUCUCCUCUCAAGGGCCUCAGAAGUGACGUUCCCACCAAAUAAACCUCAUGCCGUUCUUCGGCGUUACAUGCCAGA
This is a messenger RNA of Sorex araneus (European shrew), 1101 nucleotides long. RefSeq names its product glutathione S-transferase kappa 1 (gene GSTK1). Gene Ontology annotation, molecular function: glutathione transferase activity; glutathione peroxidase activity. The transcript has 8 exons. Gene Ontology annotation, cellular component: mitochondrion; peroxisome. The coding region runs from base 162 to 842 and encodes 226 amino acids. Gene Ontology annotation, biological process: glutathione metabolic process. The record is from RefSeq and is a predicted model, not a curated record. Lineage: Eukaryota; Metazoa; Chordata; Mammalia; Eulipotyphla; Soricidae.